GAAGCCAAGUGUCCCGGAAAAGGGAACUCUCGAGGCUCGGGGGUCAGCAGCUGCUGGAGCUAAGGGAGGGUCUGACCACCCCCAUCACCCCUGAGGGCGGAGAGAGAAGGGGGAAGGGGCAGGAGGAGCUCGCACGCGGGUUGGGGAGGAGCAGUGCAGAUACACUGCGCCCCAGAACUACAGAGCCGUCUUCCGAGGGCUCCCCGCGUCCGGACGGCGCCGCCCUCGUCUUUACGCACGUGCGAACUUAGCACUUCCAGUCCCUGACAGCCUCCCGGGGGCGGAGGACGAGGCAGACCGACUUCCUCCCGGAGGACGCCACCCCGUCACCCCCGGGACUGAGCUGCACACCGUACGGCCCCAGCCCGCGGGGAGCCUAGUUGAAGCCUCUCUCCAAACGCCGCGCACCUCCCGGCCCCCGACGGGCCCGUCUGAGCACCCGAGCGACAGCGCGGGAGGCUAGCCAAGAUGGAGCAGACUUGUGAAGAUAUAGACCAAAUGUUCAGCAAUUUGCUGGGAGAAAUGGACCUCUUGACCCAGAGUUUAGGGGUUGAAACUCUUCCACCUCCUAUGCAUGACCCACCUAGUACUGAAUUUAACUACAGUGUUGGCUUUAAAGAUUUAAAUGAAUCAUUAAAUGCACUGGAGGACAAAGACUUAGACGCUCUAAUGGCUGAUCUUGUAGCAGAUAUAAGUGAGGCAGAGCAGAGAACCAUCCAGGCCCAAAAACAAGCUUCUCAGAGCCAACCGAACACAGCAUCUCAGCCAUCAUCAAUCUUGGGCAAUGGAGCUUCCUUUGCUUAUAAGACAAAUUUCACCACUCCUGGAAUUAACCAUUAUGAUGAUGAAUUGCCUCCCCCACCUGCUGACCCUGUAUUAGACCUUCCACCCCCUCCGCCUCCUCCUCCUCCUCCCGAACCUCUUACUCAGGAAGAAGAAGAAGCGCAGGCGAAAGCUGAUAAAAUCAAGCUCGCCUUGGAAAAACUGAAGGAGGCCAAGGUUAAAAAGCUUGUCGUCAAGGUGCACAUGAACGAUAACAGCACAAAGUCGCUGAUGGUGGAUGAACGGCAGUCAGCGCGAGAUGUUUUAGAUAACCUCUUUGAGAAAACCCACUUCAAUUACAACCUGGAUUGGUGUCUUUAUGAAAUGUACCCAGAACUACAAAUUGAGAGGAUUUUCGAAGACCAUGAAAAUGUUGUUGAAAUCUUAUCAAACUGGACAAGAGAUACUGAAAAUAAGUUAUUAUUUUUGGAGAAAGAUGAAAAAUAUGCUGUAUUUAAAAACCCUCAGAAUUUCUACUUGGCUAAUAAAGGAAAAAAAGAAGGCAAGGAAACAAAUGAGAAAAUGAAUGCAAAGAAUAAGGAAUUUUUACUAGAGGAAAGUUUCUGUGGGACAUCGGUCAUUGUGCCAGAGAUUGAAGGGGCUCUUUAUUUGAAAGAAGAUGGAAAGAAAUCCUGGAAAAGACGCUAUUUUCUUUUACGGGCUUCUGGAAUUUAUUACGUACCCAAAGGAAAGACUAAGACAUCCCGGGAUUUGGCUUGCUUCAUACAGUUUGAAAAUGUAAAUGUUUAUUACGGAACUCAGUACAGGAUGAAAUAUAAAGCUCCAACUGACCACUGCUUUGUACUAAAGCACCCCCAGAUUCAGAAGGAGUCGCAAUAUAUCAAGUAUCUAUGCUGCGAUGAUGCAAGAACUCUAAAUCAGUGGAUCACUGGAAUAAGAAUUGCCAAGUAUGGAAAGAUUCUCUAUGACAACUAUCAAAAGGCAAUGGCAAGAGCUGGACUUGCCUCUCGGUGGUCUAACCUGGGGACCGGGGACCCAGCCGUUACGACUCGGACACCCUCCAAAGAGCAUACAGUCAGUACUGUACAACCUAAUGGACAGAUUUCCCAGCCUACACACUCUAUUGGCGGAAUUUUCCAGGAGGCCCAAAAACACGUGGAAACAGCAAAGGACAAGAAGCCAGCUGUUAGUAACUAUGAUGCGCCAGCACCUCCAGCCAAUCACCUGAAGAAAUCGCAGCUGCCACCCCCACCACCGCAGCGUCGGUCUUCAGAUGUGAAUUCCGUGUCUCUGAUGCCUCCCAAACCCAUGAUACCCUCCGAACCAUCCCUUCAGGAUGAUUUUCCUUUACCACCACCUAUGGGAGAAGCUGAGCUCCCCCCACCGCCGCCAGAUUUUAACGAAGAACCUCCCAACUUCGUGCCUCCCCCACCUCCUACAGUUAUUUGUAGUGAUGAAUUUCCAUUGCCACCUCCUCCCCCACCUCCACCAGUCCAAUCCACAGAACCCAGCAAACCUCGCCCACCCAUCACUAAAAAGCCUCCCAUGCCUCCUAAAAGGCUGGAGGGUCCAGGACCAGCCCCUGGGGGUGCGAGUGGGGAACAAGAUUUUAUGUCUGAUCUGAUGAAAGCUUUGCAAAAGAAAAGAGGCAACAUAUCCUGAAAGGGGUUUUGAGUUUCCUGGAAGAGAAAUGACAAAAUAUUUCUACAUAAAUAAGUAUACUGUUUUCUAAUUGGGUAUUUUAAUAGUCAUCUUCUCGAGACAACUUAGUCAUUCUGUUUAUGGUGGUUGUUGUUUGUCCUUCGUUCUCGAAGAGGACCGUGACGUUGGGAGGUGAUGUCAUGACUUUCAGUGAAUUGGAUUUAAGUGAAGGUUCUGGAGGAAAGAGUGAGGCUAGGCUGGUAGCUUUGUGCAGCCCUCCCUCCUCGUCCCUCGCUCUCCUCCUCCUCUAUCCCUUAUCUACGGAUGCUCUGCCAUCUUUUUAUGAAAUAUUGACUUCCAACUUAAGUGGGCUGAUGCUGAGUGAAGUGAGCAGAACCAGGAGAACAUGGCACACAGUAACAGCAACACUGUGUGAUGAUCAACUGUGAUAGACUUAACUCUUCCCAGAAAUACGAUCCAAGACAAUU
Dromiciops gliroides (monito del monte) is the source of this 2912-nucleotide messenger RNA. RefSeq names its product amyloid beta precursor protein binding family B member 1 interacting protein (gene APBB1IP). Gene Ontology annotation, cellular component: cytosol; plasma membrane. The coding region runs from base 469 to 2445 and encodes 658 amino acids. The transcript is spliced from 14 exons. Gene Ontology annotation, biological process: signal transduction. NCBI's taxonomy places the organism in Eukaryota, Metazoa, Chordata, Mammalia, Microbiotheria, Microbiotheriidae. The record is from RefSeq and is a predicted model, not a curated record.